GUACAGAUUCAAAGUUUCCAUUCAUGGAGAAGCUCACAAUCAUUAUAUAAAUAUUCUUGUGCAUUUAAUACCUAAAGCUGACGUUCAUUUUUCACAACGUUUUCGUACCUUAAAUUCAAAAUGAAAAGUGUUUGGUGUAUUAUAUUGUUUAUGCAAGUUUUGAUUAGUUCAUCUCUAUCGAAGAAAAUAAUUACGAAUCAAGAGACUGUUCAAAAUGGACUACUGGAUUUCGGAGUUAAACUGAAUUCCAUUCUACUGGAAAAUAAUCCUGGAAACAAAAAUAUUCUGUUUUCUCCGUACAACCUUUACACAGCACUGGCUCUAGUUCAUCUCGGUAGCAAUGGAGCUACACGUGAUGCAAUUUCUAAUGUUUUGAACAUCCCCAUCACUUUUUCGCCAAAAAGUUUACAAGAAGUAUUGCAAAACUUCUCAUCAGUUCUGCAAAUAAAUCCGAAUAAGACUUACAUAAGUGGUGGUACAUUUCACAGUGGGUCAAUGGUACCAGUACCCGUAAAAUCAACUGUAAAAACAUCUGAUUUGAAACUGGCCAAUGGAAUUUUCGUUCAAAAUGAAUAUCGCAGCAAGUUGAAGAAAAAAUACGUCGAAGAUGUCCAAUUAUACCAGCAGAGUGAUAUUUUCAACGUUGAUUUCGCCAGGAAGGGAGAAGAAACGAGAGAUAUGAUUAAUCGGUACAUCAGUAAUAAGACUGAAAACAGGAUACCUCGAUUACUCGAAGAACCUCCAGCAGAAAACACUUUAAUGAUUUUGACUAGUUGCUUGUAUUUUAAAUCAGCCUGGCAAAAUAAAUUCAAUCGUGAUCUGACUAAAGCGGAAACGUUCCAAACAGACAAAGGCAAUAUUACAGUACAAAUGAUGCACCGUUCAUUUAUGACAGGAUACUUCGACGUACCAUCGUUAGGCGUAAAAUUUGUCGACUUAGGAUUUAUCGACGAUGCAUUUUCCAUGUUUGUAGGGCUGCCUGAUGAAAAUCAAUCCCUAAAAAAUGUUUUACCCAAGUUGACCUCCGAUCAGAUCAAUGCAAUAAUUGCGAAGUCCGAUAAGUGUAUUGAUGUCAAGGUAGAUUUAAAAUUGCCGAAAACGGCAUUCAAAUGGUAUCAAUCUGUAAAAAACGAGCUUAUCAAACUCGGACUCAAGAAAGAAAUUUGGGAGUCGCCUGAUUUGAGUAAUAUGAUCGACCAGAGUAAUAUAAAAAUUAGUGACAUUGGUCACGCCACUGAUAUUAAAAUUAACGAAGAUUACACCGAAGCUAGUGCCGUUUCGAUCGUGAGAAUGGUAAGGAUAUGUGGGCACCUCCGCGAUAAACCAAUAAUCAUCAGAUUUCAUGUGAAUAGGCCUUUCUUCUUUUUCAUUUAUAAUCGUAAUAUUAACACGAUCAUGUUUUUCGGUACCGUCUUUGAUCCGAAUAGUACAUAAAUAGCUCUUCUUGAAGGUGGUACGUAAGUUCUUGAUAAUUUUUUCGGAAUAUUUGUCGUAUGGGUGAGAUUAAUAUGUAUUCAUUUUUAAAAAUAAUGUGGUCUUUUAAGUGUGUAACUAGGUACUGAUCUAAUAAUUGUUUUAAUAAACAGAAUACUUAAUUUUA
Messenger RNA from Planococcus citri (citrus mealybug), 1600 nucleotides. RefSeq names its product leukocyte elastase inhibitor-like. The transcript is spliced from 5 exons. The coding region runs from base 121 to 1434 and encodes 437 amino acids. Lineage: Eukaryota; Metazoa; Arthropoda; Insecta; Hemiptera; Pseudococcidae. The record is from RefSeq and is a predicted model, not a curated record. Gene Ontology annotation, molecular function: serine-type endopeptidase inhibitor activity.